Messenger RNA from Anguilla rostrata (American eel), 2478 nucleotides. Its product is annotated as ribonuclease inhibitor-like. Gene Ontology annotation, molecular function: protein binding. Lineage: Eukaryota; Metazoa; Chordata; Actinopteri; Anguilliformes; Anguillidae. The transcript has 4 exons. The record is from RefSeq and is a predicted model, not a curated record. The coding region runs from base 1933 to 2478 and encodes 181 amino acids. Gene Ontology annotation, cellular component: cytoplasm.
GCUUGCUCUUCAGCCAUGGUGAAAUUAGCAUUUUGCUGUGUUUCCCUAAGGGACAGAAAUGGGGUGAUCUGAUGGCAAUAAUGAAACCAAACCCAACCACACCCACAGAACCAUUUAUUCUGAUCGAACCAGCCUCUUUUACAACUGUACCACAGUUGUGCUAGUGCCUGGAGUCAAGAAAUUAAUGAAAUAUCCAAAUUCACCAGCGCCUUGCAUUGCAGCUAGUGUUUGACAGUUGUGCUUUGACUGAGAAAAUAGGGCCCCAUUAAACAUCUAAUUUAAUAACACAGGCUCAACUACAUGAUCAAAAACAAAAUUAGACAGUCCUGGAAAUGAAGUAAAAGAUAAUCAUGAAAGAAAUGAAUGAAAGACAAAACAAAACCAUAGCUUGUCUCUCCCACAUUAAAACAACCUCAAUUUGGGGAAUUAGUUCUAGUUAUGGCUGAACAUGCCAAACUGUAUGUGAAUAAAAUACAAUCCUUGCUUUUAAUUGUUGGUUUUAAUAGUAAGAACAAAUUUUGUUUAAAUCCCAGCCAUGUGUUUGAAAGAAGGGGUCCCCCUUCUCUUCCUGGUCUAUGCAUAAUUAAUUAAUUAUUUAAUAAUUAGAAAAGAAUAAAAGAGAGACUUCUCUAUGCCCCUUUUUAUAUUUUAGUUUUCAGUCGUUUGAUAGGAUACCACUUCCUUCCUACGUUAUGAUUAAAAUAAUGCAGAGUUUGGUUUGAGAGAGUUAUGUUUGGUUAUGAAUUAAAUGUUUGUGUUUCUGUGUUGAGAGACAGUCAGGCAGUAAAUGCACAAUGUUACAAGGCCAGUAGUACCACUCUUUAUUCUGGUAUAGGCUGACCCAGAAUCUCCAACAUAGUGCCUGUAGAUUGAAUAUAGGAAUGUCAAGGAAUUGUAGGAUAUAAUGGGUGCCAGAGUGAGGUCUUCUCAGGGAGCUGUUAAAGUGACCUCUAACCCCAGUGCCUGUUCUUGAGUUAAUUCUGUGGCUCAUCUCAGGCCAAAGCAUGAACUGCACAGGGAUUCUGAAGUUUCCUAGAGCCCAGAACAGGCUGAAUGGUGUCUCCUUGGGCAGCGCCAUCAAAUGUAUCACUAUCUCAACAAAAUAAUCUCAAAGGUAUCAUUAACAGGAGUUCAUACAGACCUUUGGAAUACCUUGUUUCUCUACCUGGUCAUAUGUAACACCAGAAGAAUGGACACACAGCUGGUUAUAUGUGAACAGAUCACUUCCUUGUCUUUCUGCUUCUAAAGUGAAUCUACAAUUAACUGUAUUUUGGAUUGCAGUGCUGUGGGUAGUUUGUCACAGAAAACCAUAACUAAAGAAACCAAUUCACUGUCCUCUUUGGAAGAUGUGCGUUAUCAUUUUGCAUCUUUCCUUUUGGUGGUAGCUGUGCCAAGCAUUCAACAGCUUUGCAAGUUAACUCACUGUCCACUUUGAAAGAUGGCUGCUGCACUUCUGGAAUGGGAUUGGAGGGUUAAGCCCAGAGAAAAGAUCAUAGAAAAGGUAGAUGGGCUCUUUGCCCCAAUUCAGAGAACUUACAGAAUAAGAAAAGGAGUCAUUUGGGUCAGAAUUACCUCUGUAGAACUGUCAGAGUUCAGUCCAGCAGGACGUCUAAUUCUCAGCUCCAAAGUGCUGCAGUUGGAGAGUGUAGCACAGACAUCUUCCUCAGAACACCAUCAACCUUAAAAUCCUCAGGUUCACUCUUCAUCGCUAAACACUAUCAUUUGUAUCAUUUAACAUAUAUUUUUAUGUAUAUCUAAUAUAAUUAUAAUAUAUAAACCAUUCUUUGCAGACUGAACAGCUGUGACCUCACAGUGAAGUCCUGUGAUAUUGUGGCCUCAGCUCUCCAGUCAUCAAACUCACCCCUGACAGAUCUGGACCUCAGCUACAGUAACCUGGGAGAUUCAGGAGUGGAGCUGCUCUGUGCUGGACUGAUGAGUCCAAACUGUAAACUGCAGAGACUGGGACUGAACAGCUGCAACCUCACACGGAAGUCAUGUGAUAUUAUGGCCUCAGCUCUCCAGUCAUCAAACUCACCCCUGAGAGAUCUGGACCUCAGCUACAAUAACCUGGGAGAUUCAGGAGUGGAGCUGCUCUGUGCUGGACUGAUGAGUCCAAACUGUAAACUACAGAGACUGGGGCUGGGUUGGUGUAAUCUCACAGAGGGCUGCUGUGAUGUUCUGGCCUCAGUCCUGCAUUCUCCUCACUCAGAGCUGAGAGAUCUGGAGCUCAGAGACAAUGAGCUGCAGGAUUCAGGAGUGAGAGCGCUCUCUGCUGGACUGGAGGACCCACACUGUAAACUGCAGAGACUGGGGCUGUCAGGCUGUAGAGUCACACAGAGAGGCUGUGAUUCUCUGGCUUCAGCUCUGUGUUCAAACCCCUCACACCUGAGAGAGCUGGACCUGAGAUACAAUCACCCUGGAGACUCAGGAGAGAGAGCCCUGUCUGCUGCUAAACUGGACACACUCACACUGCUAUAA